Cydia pomonella (codling moth) is the source of this 4419-nucleotide messenger RNA. RefSeq lists its product as uncharacterized. The record is from RefSeq and is a predicted model, not a curated record. NCBI's taxonomy places the organism in Eukaryota, Metazoa, Arthropoda, Insecta, Lepidoptera, Tortricidae. The coding region runs from base 403 to 1332 and encodes 309 amino acids. The transcript is spliced from 2 exons.
CAGACGUGACUGUACCUAAUCGUGAGACCUAACCACAAGAUUUUCUACUAAGUAGCACUCGCAAUCUGUGAUGCUAUCUUAAUAUGAUUAUUGAUGUGGUGACGUGCUGUCAGUGUCAGAUUGUAUCCAAAAUUGCGAUUUUUUCUGAUAUUUUUGUGUGGGGAACGAAAUUUUCCGUUUCCAAAGCGAAAUUUUCCUUAAUUUCCUAUGAAACAUUCCUGAAAUUUCCGAAAAUUUCCUACUUUUGUAAACGUCCCGGAACUUGCACAUACGUAAAUAUUAUAGCCAGUCGUGUCAAGUCAGGUUUUCUACCCCUGGUUUUGUCGCUCAAGUUCAGUAAACCCUAGUUUUGCGCCCUCCCGCAGUCGAUCGGCUGGCGCGAGCGCACCUGACGUCGUCAAGAUGCAGUGUUUCAUUUGCGUGACGUACAUGUUUUUCAUCUGUAGCGCCUACCCGCGCCGCGAUGUCAAGUCAGAACAGCGAUCUCUCUUUCAUGACGUCAUCGAGUCUCUAAAGAUCAGAGCCCAGCUCCCAGAAGACACUAACCGGAACGAUGAAAAUAAUCUCGGACAAAUCUACGAAAGGUAUGGAUAUGAAAACGAGGACAUACACCUUCCUAAUGAUGCCGAAUUCAUACCCAGAAGAAACGACAGAAUUGCAUUGCCAUCCCUGAAGUACAGGCUUCCUAAAAGUUUGACAGUCAAUGAAACAAGCUCCAUUGAAAAAUCUAAGGACAAUGAUCUGAAUGAAAAACCUAAACAAGAGGAAAUCAUCAUCUUUAUAAGCACAUCUGAGCCACCACCUAAACCAACCACGCAGAAGAAUAAAAGAAAGCCAUCCAAACAACCCGGUAAAGAAAAAAAUCCAAAUCUGGGAUCAUUAGUUGACGAUGGAAAUAAAAGUCUCAAAGUGCCAAUAGUUAACACAAUGGCUGAUGAAAGUCACAUAGGAAAUAAAGAUUAUCAUAUGGUCGUUACGCCAAAUAUUGUUGUAAAUUUUCGUACCAAUGAAAAUUAUAAACAAGGAACUGUACGAAUAGAAGAUGGCAAGAACGCAAGCAGUAUUAUUCCUGAGAUAGUACCUCAGAACGUUUUCAAUAUACACCAAGAAGUUAAAUUAGAGAAAGGAGCAAUAGACGCAGAGUUUAGGAAAGGUGAAGCGGAGACGAAGAAAGUCAAGCAGGACAUAAAAGUGGUGGCUAGAGAUGUGAAACCGAAAAUAGAUGAGGACAUGAUGAUGUGUGAGACGGCAACUGUUAAUGAUCAACUAGAUGAUGAUGAUCGUAGCGGACGUUCAUUUAGGAAUGUAUUUCAAAUACUGUUUUCAAUCUAAAAUUAUGAGACAUGUAAUGACAGAUGUCUAACAUUGAUUUAAGCAGUAUUUGUUCAAAAGAGCAGAUUUGGUUAAGCUAGGUAAGUACAUUUACAGCUUGGUUAGAUUAGUUUGUUAAACUGAUCUACAAUGUUUCAUGCUUUAUCUUUUAGGUAACAUUUUUCGUAAUUAUACUUUGUAUUUAUGAUGGUAACGUAAUAUACAAUACAAAAAGUAACGGCCCGAUUCGAACGUGUCUUCAAACAAAAACGUCACUGUUGAAACUUGACAUAUCCAAUCCAUAUCGUAUCUUUAGAAAAUUUUCGACGUAUCUUAAAGUUCGUAUCGGGCAGUGAUAGAAAAAAAAACUCUUCUUAUGAAGCAGUGUCACACUGGUGCCAUAUCCAGAAACCGCAUCAAUGUGAUUACCGUCUUCGGGUCGAAAGAGCUCGUGAUGUUUAACAGAAUGUAAGAUAUAAAUAUAAUGAAUAGAAUCAGGCGUUACUUUGCGGAAAUCCAUACUAAAAAAAUAUUACUUUGCUAAUCCGCGUAAAAAUAAUGUGCUAGUUAACCAGUGCUAAUGCUAACCCGUUAUACUUACUUGCGUAUUUUUACAUGCAAUUAAUGUUACCACCAUCCCACUGCCAACAUAAAUACGCAAAUACAUAUAACACCACCACCAAAACACUGAUUGACUAACACGUUAUUUUUUCGUUCUCUCGCGCGUAAUAUUUUUUGUUUUUAUUAGAUAAUAUGAGUACCUACGUCAAAUUUAAAAAAAGUUUGAAGUACUAUUUUAUAGAACGGCUCGUUAAGUAAUGUUAAUAUAAAACUUAUGAUAAAUAAAGCUGUGCAAUUUAAUUAGUUUGGAUAAAUAUAACAUUACUUAAAUAUGUCCUAAUGUAAGUGUGUGUACGUGUGUGUGUGAGUGUAUUCCUGCCUAUUAAUCACAAGCUGUUGCAUGAUUUAGAAUUUAAGAAUACAUAGUAAAGGGACUUCAAGAACAUUGAUUUUUAUUCAUUGAAGUGGAUAUGCAAUUUUAACAAAUAAUGAAUUAGAUAAGUAGAUUUUAAGUAAAUUUGAACAUUUGCACGCUGUUUCGGCUGAAUACUGUGACAGUAUUUAUACCAUGUACUUAACACCGUGUAUCUACGUAUUCUUGCCAAUAAACGCUUCUAUUCUAAUUUGUACUAAGACAUUUAAAUGAAAUAAGGUAGCAUACUGCAAGACAUAUCAUCAUGUGUUUAUGUUCGUUAAUUACGAUAUAAUAAUGGCAUUAGUUCUUAAGGUUUUAAAUGAAGAUGAUUGAUAGAUAACUCUUUUGAACUCUAGCGUCAAGUCAAAGUUCGGGACGUUUGAGUCCGUUUUUAUAGUAUUGUCAAUCUGACGCAGGCUUUUUGAUGUUAAAAUAAAGUAGCUAAGAACAUUCCAUUGUAGUUUUAUUGAAACUUUUUGGUGUAAUGACAGUAAGUAGGUAACCUCUUUUUGAAAUACACCUAGUAAAAUCAUUAUAGUGAUAAAUACUACUAGAGUGAACUGGAACUAGAUUAAUUCGAUUUUAUUUUAUUUUUUCCUUAGUUUUAAUUUGAAAUAGUUAUUUAUAUAUAAGGCAUCCUUAGUUUUUUAACCAUAACAACUAUUUAAGACAAUAUUUUGUUCUGAAUAACUGCGUCGAUAAUAAUCAAAAUGUGUAUACUGCCUUAAGGAUCAUCAUCAUUAUCUUCCUAGCGUUUGUCCCGGCUUGACAAUUAAUCUUAAGAAUUGGCACUAGUUUUUACGAAAGUGACAGCCACCUGACCCUCCAACCCAGAGGGUAGACAGAGGGUAGACUAGACAAGGGUCUUUCAAGGGAUUAGUCCGGUUUCCUCACGAUGUUUUCCUUAACCGAAAAGCGACUGGUAAAAAUCACAUGAUAUUUCGUUCAUAUAAGUUUCAAAAAACUCAUUGGUACAACCCGUGGUUUCAACCCGCGACCUCCGGAUUGCAACUCGCACGCUCUUAGCGCUAGGCCUCCAGCGCUCUAUCUCCCUUGAGGAGGAUACAAUUAGUAUAAUAAUAUUAUAUUAUCAAUUAAUUAAUUUAUAUAUUUCACAGCUACCUUUACUGACGUAGGAAUUCUUGUGAUCAUGCAAGAAAACCCUAAACUAAGCUAGUGAUACUAUGAAAACCAAAUGCAAAAUCGCAUAAAUGAACUCAUAACACCUUAAAAAGCUUGCCCCGUUCACCUACUGUCUCCGCCUUAACUUUGUUACCGUUACUGUCCUACUGGGCCUACACUAUUUUUGUAUAUGACAUUAUCCUCUUUGAAAUAACGGCGAUUUUGCUUUAUCUUGAAAGUUUGCGACAAGAGUAUCUUACGGCAAUUAUCACAUUGGUUGCGAUAUGUACGUCGCUCCGAUGUUUGAACGAGACAACGCUAUCCACGUAUUAUGCGCCAUCCCGCUCGCACAUGGAAGCGACGUGCGAAUCGCAUCCAGUGUAAUAUAAUCGCCUAAAUGGAAUUUAUUGGAUUGUAAAAAGCAUUUUUGGCAACAACCGCAUCUAGCAAUGGACUUAGAUAGUAGGUAGGUUAUCUGAAUUAACGGUGCAUUAAUUUGUUAUUUUGCGAACGCCUUGAGAUAAAACUAGAAAUGGACAUACAAUAAAAACUGUUACCUAACUGUCUUAGACUACUUACAAAGGUUUGUAAUGUAGGUACAUGGUACGGAAUAAGCUUACAAAUGAAAGGUACGAAUUCAAUUUGAUUUUAAAGUAUUCAUAUUUUAAAUAUAUACAUUUAUAUACGCCUUUGUAUACGCGUUUUAUGGGACCGCGUUUAAUGGGAACGGGCAUACUUUGACUUUGAAUUUUAGAUUACGUAAAAUAGUAUAGAUUCAAUUUUUAAAUACCUCGCUCAGUAGUUACACAUAUAGGUACAUAGAAGCUUGUAAUUUAGGAAUAAGUUGAUCCGUCCCCAAUCUUUUAGUUGCUUUUAUUGAUCUAUUGGUUGAUCUGUUGUUAUUAUUUAUCUAAAUAUAAAAAUAAAUAAAUGAUUGCACAAACAGAUGGUAAAAAAUACACACUCAGGCAUAAAUUAAUACCAAUAAUGCGGUCAGCAGCCAAUUGGAA